Plasmodium vivax (malaria parasite P. vivax) is the source of this 1073-nucleotide messenger RNA. RefSeq names its product small nuclear ribonucleoprotein Sm D1, putative. Bases 522 to 905 code for a protein of 127 amino acids. Gene Ontology annotation, cellular component: U2 snRNP; commitment complex; SMN-Sm protein complex. Gene Ontology annotation, biological process: spliceosomal snRNP assembly; RNA processing. Lineage: Eukaryota; Apicomplexa; Aconoidasida; Haemosporida; Plasmodiidae. The transcript has a single exon. Gene Ontology annotation, molecular function: RNA binding. The record is from RefSeq and is a predicted model, not a curated record.
GCCUGACCUGCGAAUGUAAAAAUAUUGCGAGUAAAAUUUAUAACCCAACGUGAGGGCUACCCAAAUCUGCAACGCUUUGAAGGAGGAAGCUUUUGAGGAAGGAAGAGUUGGAAGUUGAAGCAGGAAGUUGGAAGUUGUUUUUUUUUUCUCUUUGAACAGUUUUAAAAUAGUACGCGGUGUUUCCUCGCCAGACAAAGCUCCUCUCAUCGUUAAUCAAAUUUUAACGAAGCGUGUAGAGGGAACCCCCCGCUCACGCGCAAGUGGUUAACGAUUCCAAAGUCCCAUGGGCGGUAUCUCCUUUUGGUGACACCCCACAGGCGAAGUCGCGGCGUAGAGAAAGGUCGUAAUCGAAGCAGCAGUACGGGAGGUAGUGUCCGUGGCGAGGUGAAACAUAUACACCGAUUGAGCGCAAGUUAUAAGUUGGGUCCGCUCAAGUAUCUUCCAAGUGGGCACCUCCUAAGCGGAACUUCUUAAUCCCCCCCGUGCGUACAUCCCAGUUACUCCCCCCCGGUGCAGCGACAAUGAAGCUGGUGACCUUCUUAAUGAAAUUAACAAACGAAAAUGUCACCAUCGAGCUAAAGAACGGGACCCUCGUGACGGGGAUCAUAACAGGCGUGGACAUCAAAAUGAACACACAUAUGAAGAACGUUAAAGUCGUAAUUAAAAACAAAAAUGUUGGUGAGUACAAUGUUAAUACGAAGCAGUUUUUGUCGCUGGAUCACGUAACGAUCAGGGGGAAUAACAUACGGUACUUUAUUCUCUCCGACAGCCUCCCGCUGGACACGCUGCUGGUGGACGACACGCCCAAACAGAAGAUGUCCAAGGACAAGGGCUUUGCAAGCAAGGGCAAGAUGAAACCCGGGGGCAAGGGAAGGGGACGUGGUCGCAAAAUUAUGAAAAGGUAGGCCUGAGCGAGGCGCAGCGGCGAAGCAGCGGGAUUGACAUGAAUGGGAGCGAACAAAUGGAAGAGAACAAUUGGAAGAGAACAAGUGCGCAGAUCUGAGCUGAGGAAGGAUGGCUCCUUGCCAAUUGGGCAUCUAUACCUCGUCGCAUCACCGCACACAUAAAUAUAA